Oryctolagus cuniculus (rabbit) is the source of this 5950-nucleotide messenger RNA. It is a transcript of the gene PXDNL, whose product is annotated as peroxidasin like. Gene Ontology annotation, biological process: response to oxidative stress. The record is from RefSeq and is a predicted model, not a curated record. NCBI's taxonomy places the organism in Eukaryota, Metazoa, Chordata, Mammalia, Lagomorpha, Leporidae. Gene Ontology annotation, molecular function: heme binding; peroxidase activity; protein binding.
AAGGUCUUCUUUUUUCCGUUGGUUCACCCCCCCAGUGGCUGCUCCGGCUGAUCCAAAGCCAGGAGCCAGGUGCUUCUCCUGGUCUCCCAUGCGGGUGCAGGACCCAAGGACUUGGGCCAUCCUCCACUGCACUCCCGGGCCAUAACAGAGAGCUGGCCUGGAAGAGGAGCAACUGGGACAGAAUGCGGCUCUCCGACCGGGAUUAGAACCCGGUGUGCCGGCGCCGCAGGUGGAGGAUUAGCCUGUUGAGCCGCUGCACUGGCCAAAAACUUCAGUCUAAAACCAAAAAAUAUUUUUAAGAAUGCAAACUUAGAGAAUAACCAAAAAGUAGGGGUUUAACCUCAAGGGGUGCUUAUUGAAGUCUGCUAGUUUGCACACAUGUCCCCAAGGAGGGUCCACCAACCUGGGCACAACAUGGCUGCUUUGGACUGCUGAUAAGAAAUUCAUGGAAAGUGGUGUUACAAGAUAAGUUUAUUUUGGUGCAAAGAUUCUUUGAAACCAUGUGUAGUUUUUCAUAAUAGACAUUUUCUAUGAACUUUGUGAAGAUCCCUCGUCCUAACACAUGAUUGUGCAAAGGUUGCCUCCUUUUUAAGUGUGAGUUUGUGAUUUCAGGCAUGCAGUUUUGAACUUUCAAUGUUAAAGAAGGAUGUCAAGAAGUAGCCACUGUUAAUUACACCCGAGUGAGGAGUAGAACACAAAGAAGGCAAUGAAACCCUGAUUUGCAAGCAUAGUUUGGACUAACGACAGAAUAUGUGUGUCCAAAUCAACUGAUGAGAACUCUGCCUGCCCUUUAGGAUUUGGUAAUUUUACCAGAUUAGAAAAAAAAGAAAGAAACAAGAAAAGCUGUUCUGCAGGAAUUCAAUAAAUAAUUAAUCAACUUGAGCUUCAAAAGGACAGCUAGGGGCUAAGAGGCUGGAGCUUACAUAAAAUGUGCAAUGGAAACAACUUUGGCAAAGUGUGUGUUUAUUUGCCUGCGUCUGCCUAAAGAGGUUUUCGCACUGCCAAGCUUCUCUUCCCAGUUCCUGGGAGUCCAGUGCCUCCCAGAGCCGCCCCUUGCCCUCAGCCCUGUAAUGUGAUCUCCCUCCUCCUGGAUUGGCCAGGGGGUGCCUCUUCCCUGGGAGCGGCUCUCAGCCACUGCUCCCAAGCUUGAUUCAGCCAGCAGCGACCACCACCACCACGGUCGCUGCUGGUGCUGCUGCAGCAGUUGCUGCUGCUCCUGCCUGCUGCUCUGCCUGCCUGCGGUGGAUGGAGCCAUGGAGCCCAGACUGCUCUGCUUGGCCACCUGCUUUCUCCUGGCUGCCCGGUGCCUGCAGGGGCUGCCCUGCCCCAGCCGGUGCCUUUGCUUUAAGAGCACCGUCCGCUGCAUGCACUUGAUGCUGGACCACAUUCCUCAGGCAGCACAGCAGACCACAGUCCUAGACUUGAGAUUUAACAGAAUAAGAGAAAUUCCAGGGAGUGCCUUUAAGAAACUCAAGAAUUUGAACACCCUUCUGCUGAACAACAAUCAAAUCAGAAAGAUUUCCAGAAAUGCAUUUGAAGGACUGGAAAAUUUGCUGUAUCUGUACCUAUACAAGAAUGAAAUUCAUGCACUAGAUAAGCAAACAUUUAAAGGCCUCAUAUCCUUGGAACAGCUGUAUAUUCAUUUCAACCAAAUAGCAACUCUACAGCCAGAGACCUUUGAAGACCUUCUGAAAUUAGAGCGGCUAUUUUUGCAUAACAACAAAUUAUCUAAAAUCCCAGCUGGGAGCUUUUCUCAUUUGGAUUCAUUAAAAAGACUGCGUCUGGACUCCAAUGCUCUGAUUUGUGACUGUGACCUUCUGUGGCUGAGGGAACUCCUACAAGGCUAUGCUCAAACUGGUCAAACCCAGGCUGCUGCCACCUGUGAAUAUCCUCAAAGACUCCAUGGGCAGUCGGUUGCUUCAGUCCCAGUGGAGCAGUUCAACUGUGAGCGUCCUCGGAUUACUUUUGAGCCCCAAGAUGUGGAGGUGACUUCAGGAAAUACUGUCUACUUCACUUGCCGGGCAGAAGGAAAUCCCAAACCUAAGAUCAUCUGGAUACAUAACAACCACUCUCUGGAUUUGGAAUACGACCCCCGACUUAACAUGUUUGAUGAUGGGACACUCAUGAUCCGAAAUGCCAGAGAGUCAGAUCAAGGGGUCUAUCAGUGCAUGGCGAGAAACUCGGCUGGGGAGGCCCACACGCACAAUGCUGUGCUGAGAUACUCCAGCCUUCCAGCCAAACCUAAUUUUGUAAUCCAGCCCCGAGAUACAGAGGUUUUAAUUGGCACCAGCACAACUUUGGAAUGUAUGGCCACAGGCCAGCCACACCCUCAUGUAACAUGGACCAGAGGCAAUGGACAGGAGCUGGAUGAGUCCAGGCAUGUGGUGACUUCCAGUGGACUUCACCUACAGAACAUCUCGCUGUGGGAUCACGGUCCAUUCACCUGCCACGCCAGCAAUAACCAAGGUUCUAUUCAAGCCACAGCAAGCAUAAUUGUACAAGCUCCUCCGCAAUUCACAAUUAUCCCUAAGGAUCAAGUUGUGCUGGAAGAUCAUGCUGUGGAAUUUCCUUGUGAAGCAGAAGGCAGUCCACGCCCAGUAAUUGUCUGGACAAAAGCAGGGAGACAGCUGUCCCUUGAAGGCCGGCAUACAGUUCUCUCCUCUGGCACUUUGAGAAUUGACCACGCGGCCCAGCACGAUCAAGGCCAAUACGAAUGCCAAGCAGUCAGUCCACUGGGAGUGAGAAAAGUGUCUGUCCAGCUGACCGUAAAACCCAAAGAUCUCCCGGUGUUUACUCAACUUCCUCAGGACAUGAGCAUUGAGGUUGGAAGGAGUAUAAACAUCUCCUGUCAUGCUCACGGAGAACCGCAGCCCAUAAUUACGUGGAGUAAGGCAGGUGUACAGAUCACUGAGAGUGGUAAGUUCCAUGUUGACAGUGGAGGCACGCUGACCAUCUAUGAUGCUGGGCAAGCUGAUCAAGGAAGAUACGAGUGUGUGGCUCGAAAUUCAUUUGGCCUUGUUGUGGCCAGUAUGUUUCUUGGAGUUACUGCAACCCAGGGUAGACAAGCUGGCGAUGACUUUGUGGAAUCAUCCAUUCUUGAUGCUGUACAGAGAGUUGACAGUGCAAUUAACUCAACACGAAGACAUUUGUUUGCACAAAAACCUCACACCCCCAGUGACCUGCUGGCUCUGUUUCGCUACCCUCGUGACCCAUUUACUGUGGAGACGGCGAGAGCGGGGGAAAUUUUUGAGCAGACCCUGCAGCUGAUUCAGGAACGUGUGAAGCAGGGGCUCACUGUUGAUCUGGAAGGCAGAGAAUUCCACUACAACGACCUGGUGUCUUCGCGAUACCUUAGCCUCAUCGCCAAUCUAUCGGGAUGCACGGCCCACAGGCAUCAGCCCAACUGCUCUGACAUGUGCUUCCACCUAAAGUACCGCAAGGCUGACGGCACUUGCAACAACCUGCGGCAGCCCGCGUGGGGAGCGGCGCACACGGCCUUCGUGCGCCUGCUGCAACCUGCAUAUGAGAACGGCCUGGGUUUGCCACGUGGUGCCGGGCGUCUUCCUGGCUCUGGCCGCCCUCCGCUCCCGCUGCCCAGGCAGGUUUCUACCGAGCUGGCUGGUGCAGCGACGGUCAGACCCGACGGCAGCUACACACACAUGCUCAUGCAGUGGGGCCAGUUUCUAGACCACGACUUGGACCACACGGUGCCUGCGCUGAGCACCGCGCGCUUCUCCGAUGGGCAGCCCUGUAGCUCUGUCUGCACCGACGACCCUCCGUGCUUCCCCAUCGCCUUCCCGCACGAUGACCCCCGGGCCGGCAGCGCAGCCUGCAUGUUCUUUGCACGCUCCAGCCCCGUGUGCGGCAGCGGCAUGACCUCCCUGAUGAUGAACUCGGUGUAUGCCCGGGAGCAGAUCAACCAGCUCACAGCCUACAUCGACGCCUCCAACGUCUACGGGAGCUCAGAGAGGGAAUCCCAGCUGCUCAGGGACCCCUCCACACCCGAGGGCCUGCUGAGGACCGGCGUGCGGUGGUCUGCCUCCGGGAAGCAUCUGCUCCCCUUUGCCACGGGACCCCCUACGGAGUGCACAGUUGGUGAUCAGGACAGCGCCAGUCCCUGCUUCCUGGCCGGUGACCACCGCGCCAACGAGCAGCUGGCUCUCACGGCCAUGCACACCCUGUGGGUCCGCGAACACAACCGGGUGGCUACCGAGCUGUCCGCGCUCAACCCGCACUGGGAUGGGGACACGGUUUACCAGGAGGCCCGGAAGGUGGUGGGCGCCGAGCUGCAGCACAUCACCUACCAGCAGUGGCUGCCCAAGAUCCUGGGGGAGCCCGGCAUGGUGCUGCUGGGGGAGUACCGGGGUUAUGACCCCAACGUGAACGCGGGAAUCUUCAACGCCUUUGCCACCGCAGCUUUUAGAUUUGGCCACACGUUGGUCAACCCCAUUCUGUAUCGGCUGAACGACACGUUUGGUGAGAUUCCCCAAGGCCACCUGCCACUGCACAAGGCUUUCUUCGCCCCGUCUAGAAUCCUGGAUGAGGGCGGGAUAGACCCCCUGCUCCGGGGCCUGUUUGGGGUGGCCGCAAAGGCGCGGGAGCCUUCUCGGCUGCUCAGCCUGGAACUCACCGAGAGGCUCUUCGCCGCCGCGCACGCCGUGGCCCUGGAUCUGGCCGCCACCAAUGUGCAAAGGGGCCGAGACCACGGCAUCCCACCCUACGGGGACUUCAGAGUCUUCUGCAACUUGACCUCCGUGGAGAGCUUUGAGGAUCUGCAACACGAAAUCAAAAAUCCUGAGAUUCGACGGAAACUGGAAAAGUUGUACAGCACUCCAGGUGACAUUGACUUGUGGCCCGCCCUUAUGGUUGAAGAUCUGAUCCCUGGGACGAGAGUGGGACCAACACUCAUGUGUCUGUUGGUCAUCCAGUUUCAACGGCUAAGAGAUGGAGAUAGGUUCUGGUAUGAAAACCCUGGCGUGUUCACCCCUGCACAACUCACUCAGCUCAAGCAAGUGUCCCUGGCCCGAGUGCUUUGUGACAACGGCGAUGACAUUCAGCAAGUCCAGGCAGACGUCUUUGUAAGGGCAGAAUACCCACAGGGUUACCUGAGCUGUAGUGACAUCCCGAAGAUGGAUUUGCGAGUGUGGCAAGACUGCUGUGCAGACUGCAGGAGUAGAGGACACCUGAGGACAUCCACUCCAGAAUCUCGAAAGAGACGCUCUACUCAAUACAGCUAUCCUGGUAAAAAACAUAUGGACUUAAGUGAUAUAAUGAUCAGGCAACAAGAUAACUUGUACGUGGAUGAAGAAACUAGAAAUGUGACACUUGCGGGAAAAACAGAUUUUGCUCGGGAUUUCAGCAACUUUGCAGUGGAUAUUCAAAAGACCAUCACAGUGCUCAGAGACCAGAUAAACAAGCUGGAGGCACGCCUGAGGCAGGCAGGAUGCACAGAUGAUAAAGGGAUUCAAAGGAAGGACCAGGAACGCUGGAUGAGAGAAGACUGCAUUAGCUGCACCUGUGAGAGUGGCCAAGUCACGUGUGUGGUGGAGAGUUGCCCCUCAACUCCAUGUUCCAGUCCUCAACUGGAGACAGGUACCUGUUGUCCAGUUUGCAGAAGAAAGCAAGGGGUGCCAACUGAUGCCCCAGAGAGGCGCUGACAAAUGCUGUCUGCUCUGGAGCUCUGAAUGGCAGAUUUCUCAGGAAGAGAAGUAGGACUUCAACGCUUUUGACCUGUAAUCGCACCUGUGGUACAGACGCCGCCGAUUCAAGAGCAAAAUUGUUCAUUUAAACCUUAGCCACUCUGAUCUCCUUUUAUCUUUUCCUUUUCAAUAUGUCUUGAAAUAAUGCUAAUGACUAUACAGGCAUAGGAAUUUUUAUUUUAAGAAGAAUUUCUUAUUGUAAGUCAUCAGUUUUAUAUACCAUAUGUUGAAAUAAAAAGUGUAUCAUGUCA